Messenger RNA from Nilaparvata lugens (brown planthopper), 1803 nucleotides. RefSeq lists its product as uncharacterized. The record is from RefSeq and is a predicted model, not a curated record. The coding region runs from base 1318 to 1803 and encodes 161 amino acids. The transcript has 7 exons. NCBI's taxonomy places the organism in Eukaryota, Metazoa, Arthropoda, Insecta, Hemiptera, Delphacidae.
AGUUUUGUCGUGAACCGGCGCGGUCACAACAACAACCCCGAAAACAUAGAUGCGUGACGUUCGUCUCACGAAAAGCACGUUUUCCAUAACCUGUCCGGACUUUUUCGAAAUUUCCCCCGGAAAAAUUUAAACCAAUUUCAUCCAGAUACAGAAUAGACUUGGAAACAUCAAAAGUGAGAAACAGAACUGCAAAUAAAAUUUGAAAAUUAGAAAAUGAACUGUUAAGACUUGAAAGUUCAUUGAACACACCCUUUUCGUUGGUUAGAAUUCCAUUCCAACUGAAAUUUGGAACUUCUUCAAAAUCUGGAGUUGAUCCACAGUGUAACCCUGUAGAAACACUGAAAAGAAUAGAAUUCGACAUCUGAAGCUAAAUUUGGGAAUGUGAAGGCACUCCAGAUGUGAACGUAUCAACACAGGCAGGAGGUGCAUGCCAGUGAUGAGGAAUGCUAUUUCAUCCGGGAGUCAAGUUGAACAGCCCAGCAACCAGCAGUGGCCAGAAGCUAAUAGAUAACUGGCAAGUAGCUGGCAAGCAAGUAGCCAACUGGCAAGUAGCUGGCAAGCAAGUAGCCAACUGGCAAGUAUCUGGAGAGCAAGUAGCCAACUGGCAAGUAUCUGGAAAGCAAGUAACCUAUCUACAAGAGCCAGAAAGGGCUGCAGACUACCUGCUUCAAGUUAAUCUCCAAUCACUCAACUUGUUAGUAGCUGCCUUACAAGAAUCAGAGUGUGGAACAGUUUAUUCUCCACUAGUCAACUUGAGAGUAGAUAACUUACAAGAAGAAGAAAGGAAUAGAGAUUGCUUACAUCAAGUAGAAUUGCAUUUAGAUGAUUUCCUACUUGUCGAAUUUGUAGAUUGGCAACUACCUGACUUGCAACUAAUUGAGAGUCAAAUACAAAUAAGGCAAAUCGCUAAGAGGCAAAUUGCGAAGAAGGAAAUAACAAAGAGGCGAGUUGCAAAGAGGCAAGUUCGGAAAAGGCAAGUUUCAAAAAGGCUUGUUGCAAAGAAGCAAGUUGCAAAGAGUCAAUCUGCAAAGAGGCAAGUGGCAAAGAGGCAAGCUGCAAGAAGUAAAGUUGCAAAAAAGCAAGUGGUAAAGAGGCAAUUUACAAAGAAGGAAGUUGCAAAAAAACAAGCCGCAGAGAGUCAAUCGGAAGGAAAAAAACUUGUUAACAGUCAAGGGGGGAGAAGGCCAACUCAAGUGAGAAAAAUCGUAAAGAAACAGGAUACAGUGGGGCUGAUUGAAGACAGGCAAGAUAACUUGAGGCAAGUGGUGAAGAGGCAAGUUGCAGUGAGGUUGCAAGCUGCAAGUUGGCUCACUCAACAUGGUGAUGAAAGCUGCCAGAGUGUUCUAUCCAUAUGAGGCACUCAAUGAGACUCACGCCUGCGUCAGAUUACAUGCCAGACAUGCUGCUAUCACUAGCGCCAUCUAUACACUGAACAUCUCCAUCCUCGUCAUGCUGAUCUAUUCGUGGCGCGUCAACUCGAACUUCAGGAAACAGGUGGACUUGCAGGAUGUUUACUACGGAGUUCAAAUCGCCUACUUUGCAAUCAUUGGAACCCAGCUAUUCAUGAUUAUACUGAGCGCUCUGCUGCUGGUCGGAGUUCUGAAGGAGCGUAGUGGUCUUGUGGUGACUUGGAUAGUUGGUGUGAUCACCUUCAUUCCACUGGAAGCUGUAGCUAUGGUGUACUCCAACGUUUUGAGAGAUCAUGUCAACAGGGAGUUCGACUAUGAGUGUAAAGCUGAAGUCGCUUUCUUCCUGUGCAGGGGAGCAAUGAGUGUAAGUUUACACAUUUUUUUUCAAAUUUAA